Messenger RNA from Xyrauchen texanus (razorback sucker), 784 nucleotides. RefSeq lists its product as uncharacterized. The transcript has 2 exons. NCBI's taxonomy places the organism in Eukaryota, Metazoa, Chordata, Actinopteri, Cypriniformes, Catostomidae. Gene Ontology annotation, cellular component: nucleus. The record is from RefSeq and is a predicted model, not a curated record. The coding region runs from base 107 to 784 and encodes 225 amino acids.
UCUAAAUUAGAGCGUUGCACAAAGCACUUAAGACUCUGACUAUCUUAAGUAGUACUACACUGCAAUGCAUUCUGGGUAAAAUAAGACACUUUUCAAAACAAAAAACAUGGCGGAUCGAGUAAGUGCAUUCAACCGCUCAGUGCAGUUUACACCAGCGGAAAAUAUGUGUUUGUUGGAGGAGUAUAAUAUUUACAAGGACAUUUUAUUUGGAAAAUUUAACGGAGAAUGUAGCAAUAAAAAAAAGUGUUUAAUUUGGAAAAAGAUUGCGACGACAGUAAACAGCGUUAAUCCGACCGUUGAGCGGAGCGUUAAAGACGUACAGAAAAGGUACAAAAACAUGGUACAAGAUGCCAAAAAAGAAAUAUUCAGGAGAAAGUAUCCAAAAACGGGAGGAGGACCCCAAGAGAAACUUAAGGACACCACUGAAAUGGUGAUGACUAUUUAUGGUGGACAGUCGCCUAUGUUCUGGGGGAUAAGCGGAGGACGGGAAAGUGGAGUGUGUGGCGUCAACAUCGACGUCACCGGCGGAGUUCCCUCAGCCACUGACAGCAGCACCCCGCCUUGUCAAGAGGAAGAGCCAGACAGUCAAGAGGAGAAUACAGUGACCCUGUCUUUGACUUGGGACCGAAGCGAGGCAGUGGAGGAGGAGCCGGGUGAGAGACGGGAGGGACGGGAGAUAAAGAGUCUGAGUCAGCGUCAGCGUCAGGAUCAGCAUCAGCUACAGCUGCUGGUCCCGUGGUUUGCACAUCAGUGUCGAGAGGAACAACUAUGUCAAUGGUGCUAG